UUAUGUUGAUGAUGAUACACAGGAACAUGUUUUGAGAAACAAAGCCUUAGCAGACGCAAUGGCAACUUGAAAUUGGAAUCCAGAAGCUUAGUGAUCAUGGUCACAGGUGUGUCCACAGGCUCCGCCAUUUGAGGAGAACUUUAGGUUAUCUGAUCCAUCUCAAUGCACCAAUUAUAGAAUUGGGUGGCUAAGAAUAGCAUUGGAAAAAUUAGUUGGAAGAGAAAACAGUUGAAAAGAAGAGGAUAAGACAGCCAUUAUUUCUCAUAAGAGUAACUUUAACGCGUUAAUGCAACAUAAUCCCUCGACGCGCCUUAAGUUACAAAAAUGCUUCCAUCACAUCAUUCUUGUCAUAAAAUUUGUAAAAAAAAAAAAAAAGAAAAGUCUUUCCUUUGCCAACCUGAAUUUACUAAAAAAAUGGAGAAACAAAGAGUGAGAGGUGGUUAAGCAAAAUAGUGUUAUAUAUCUAUUGCUGAGAUUAGCAAAUUUGACUCUGUCAAAGAUGCAUCUGAACAGGAAGGAAUGGAGGAAGAAACUUUGUAGAACUUUUACAAGGGAAACAAAACACACUCUUCUUUUCCAGGGAUAAGGUUUCUUGAGUUUCCCAGCCUUUCCCUGAAUCGGGUGCCUCCUGUUUGUGCUUCAGAAUGAAUUGAAGCACUUGCGUGUGGCCAACAGUGAAGGUUUCUUGUCAUUCAUCUCAAAACUUUUUGACAGUUUCUUGGAAUUUUUGGCUACAGUUUUAGUGGUAGAGGCCAUUGAAGAUGAGCUGCUUCUGGUGUUGCAUGGCAGAGAAGGAUGACAACCCAAAAUCGCCAGAAAAAAGCGUCAAUGGAAAUGCAAACAUUAAAGCCUUCACCUCAUUUGCAAAUAUUUCCUUCAAAUCUGAUAGCGGCAAGCGCAGGUACAUCACUGAAGAGCUGGCGAAAAUGGGAAAAGGGAACAUCUCUGCUAAAAUUUUGACGCUCCCAGACCUGUCUACUGCAACUGAAAACUUCAACCCCGACCUUUUGGUGGGUGAAGGAGGUUUUGGGAGGGUAUACAAAGGGCACAUUGCCAGCUUAAAUCAAGAUGUUGCUGUUAAGCAACUUGACAGAAAUGGACUCCAAGGAAACCGGGAAUUCCUCGUGGAGGUGAUGAUGCUGAGCCUUCUACACCACCCGAAUCUUGUCAAUUUGGUCGGCUAUUGUGCAGAUGGUGAUCAGAGGAUUUUAGUGUAUGAGUUCAUGGCUAAUGGUUCCCUCGAGGAUCAUCUACUAGAUUUACCUCCAAAUAAGAAGCCUUUAGAUUGGAUCACAAGGAUGAGAAUUGCUCAAGGAGCAGCAAGAGGUCUUGAGUAUCUGCACGAAACAGCUAACCCUCCGGUGAUUUACCGGGAUUUUAAGGCAUCAAACAUUCUCUUAGACGGGGAUUUCGGUCCAAAACUUUCUGAUUUUGGGCUGGCCAAGCUUGGUCCAACUGGUGAUAAGAGCCACGUAUCCACGAGGGUGAUGGGAACUUACGGCUACUGUGCUCCUGAGUACGCAUUGACCGGCCAGUUGACGACAAAGUCUGACGUGUACAGCUUUGGAGUAGUGUUUUUAGAGAUGAUCACCGGAAGGAGAGUCAUUGACAAGUCAAGACCAAGCCAAGAACAAAAUCUGGUCAUUUGGGCACAACCUCUAUUCAGAGACAAGAAGAAGUUCGUGCUGAUGGCCGAUCCAUUGCUGGAAGGAAACUACCCGAUGAAAGGCCUAUACCAAGCACUUGCAAUAGCGGCAAUGUGUCUGCAGGAGGAAGCCUCUGUCCGGCCUUUGAUAAGUGAUGUAGUGAGCGCGCUCGAGUUCUUGUGUACAGGGAAGAAGGAUGAGGAAGAUGCAGAGGACAAGGAGGCAUCUGCAUCUCCCUCGAAUAGAAAUAGUGUUGAAAAGAAGGAUGCCCCGGAUGCUGGUACAUUGGAGAAGGACUGAUUAAGAAGGUGCCAUUAUUGGGAACUCUUAUGAUCAACAACUGUCUGGAUCGAUCCGAGUCGGUUCUCAGUUGCAUCCUUCUGGGGAUUUAAGCAUCAAAUUGUAGCAUAAAGAUUUCCAAGAAGUUGUCAAUAUUGUGAGAGGUUUUGGUGCAGCAUUGAGGCAUGGCUAAUAGAGGCUGUUUAUGCAGGAUGUAAGUUAUCAGAAAGAGUAGAGGACAGUAGCUUUAGCUGCCUGCUCUUCUUUUCCAUUUGCUCAGAUGAUGAAUCUAAAUCUCCAUUAAUGGGAAGGAACUACACUUGACCACACUUUCUACACCACACCUAAUUAAUUACGUUUCCUAUCAAUCUAAAUUGUAAGAUAAUUAGGUGUUGAUAUCUUAAAGUAGUCUUCUUUUG
Molecule: messenger RNA, 2344 nt
Organism: Diospyros lotus (date-plum)
Lineage: Eukaryota; Viridiplantae; Streptophyta; Magnoliopsida; Ericales; Ebenaceae
Product: probable serine/threonine-protein kinase PBL23
Exons: 5
Coding region: 762-1946 (394 amino acids)
Biological process (GO): protein phosphorylation
Molecular function (GO): protein kinase activity; ATP binding
Source: RefSeq, a predicted model, not a curated record